CUCGCGCUCCUCUUUUAUUGGGGGGUCAUAGGUCACAAGUCAUAAGUCCGUCGGGAGUUUUUAAAUCUCUGCACACUGCAGACGGCGUCACUGCAGGAAGAACCUGACGAGAUGAGGUGGUGUGUCACUGUCGUCCUGGCGGUGCUGCAGCUCUGCAGCCCGGCGCUGCAGUCCGACCCGCUGCUCUUCGUCUCCCAGCUGCAGGACGGGCAGGAAAAACCAAAGCCAUGGCUCAACCCCACAUUGGGAGACGUGGUCCCGUCCCGUGAAGUCAUCAACCCUCCAGAUGUUAGAGACAUCCCAGAAGAGGAGACGACCUCACACUCCUCCCCCAUAUUCGGCGAACACGUCAACCUCAAGUGGGUCCAAUGGAAUGGCUCCCUGCCAGACGGCGCUGUCGCCAUCUUCAAUGGCUACACCGAACGCACAGACUACGUGUGCAAAGUCAACUGCGAGGCCGGAUUCCACACUCCCAGCAAAGGAGGCUUCUGCCAGUAUCCCUACGCCGACAAAGAGUACACAUCCUCCAGGUUUGAAGUGCUGGUCAAUGUGGACCACUUUGAGUUCCUGCAGUGGGUUGAAGACUCGUACGGGUCCGUCCCCAAGUAUUCCGUGAAAACCUGCCCCAAGUCCGACAUCUAUGUGGGGAAAAACAAGUACGGCCUUGGCAAAGUGGUGACCCAACACGAGGCCUUCUUCCUGCCCUGGGAGGGCGACGAGUACUGGUACAAGUCAUACCAGGUCCUAGCGAUCAACAGAGACAGCUACAGCCAGCACAUCUCUCAUGUGGAGUACGCCAUCGACCAGAUGGAGCUGUUCCACCAUCCUCCGGAGGCCCUGAAGCUCGCCAAGGUCACCAACCUGGAGUGCAGAAACGUGGAGAAGACUGUGGUGCUGGAGAAGACCAGCACGGUGGAGAAGACCUGGGACAUUGGGAGGGAAACUCGCAACGGCUCUGUCUCAACCAUGAAGGCCAAAGUGCCCAUCCUCGGCCCGGGAACGGUGGACUUCACCAAGGAGCAGACGGUGACCUUCUCAGAGGGGACCACCACGGUGGAGUCCAUCAGCCACUCCGUCUCUGUGGAGCUGCUGGUCCCGCCCAACCACUCCUGCACCGUGAGGAUGGACGGACGGAAGAUGACGGCCGACAUCCCCUUCACCGGCAGGCUGAGCAGGACCAACCACAACGGAGACACCCACUGGACGUACAUCACGGGCACCUACGAUGACGUUAACGUCGGCGAGAUCAACGCCGUGGUGGAGAGGUGUCAGCCGGUGCCCGACGCAGUUCCCUGCCCCCAGGCUCAAGACUGAGCAUCAGUUUGUGCGAUGCUGAAUCAACGACGCAAAAGGCGAAAACAUGUUUUCCAAAUAUAAAUACAAUAAAACAUUUGAACAAC
This is a messenger RNA of Scophthalmus maximus (turbot), 1400 nucleotides long. RefSeq names its product natterin-3. The record is from RefSeq and is a predicted model, not a curated record. NCBI's taxonomy places the organism in Eukaryota, Metazoa, Chordata, Actinopteri, Pleuronectiformes, Scophthalmidae. The coding region runs from base 112 to 1314 and encodes 400 amino acids. The transcript is spliced from 3 exons.